This is a messenger RNA of Drosophila kikkawai, 1423 nucleotides long. RefSeq names its product protein CNPPD1. Gene Ontology annotation, molecular function: protein kinase binding; cyclin-dependent protein serine/threonine kinase regulator activity. The record is from RefSeq and is a predicted model, not a curated record. NCBI's taxonomy places the organism in Eukaryota, Metazoa, Arthropoda, Insecta, Diptera, Drosophilidae. Gene Ontology annotation, cellular component: cyclin-dependent protein kinase holoenzyme complex; nucleus. Gene Ontology annotation, biological process: regulation of cyclin-dependent protein serine/threonine kinase activity.
UAUAUUCAAAAUCGAUACUCGUCCACCUCUAUCAUAUUGGUAACAAAGACCAAAUUUCGCAUUCCUGUGAAGAUUCUAACCAUAGCUCACAUUUCGGCGAAAUGGGGCGUAGUAAGUUUGCUUCGCCUAAAAAGGUAAUGCAACACGGAGACUUCAUAAAACGGAUACGGAAAACUCUGUACUAUGGCGUGGAAACUGCGGACACUGACAUGAAGGUUGUUCCAUCUCCCCUCGCUGAGUACGCAUCUGAGAUAUUUUCUGAACCACAUCGAGGACACUCUUUGCACCGCCUGAGUUGUGUGGCCGCUGGUAAAAUUCAGGCGACGCCAUGUUCUUUAAUUAUGGCUCUUAUUUACCUGGACCGCUUGAAUACGAUAGAUCCGGGCUAUAGCUGCCGCAUUACUCCCCAGGAGUUGUUCGUUGUGUCGCUGAUGAUUUCUACAAAGUUUUAUGCUGGCCACGAUGAACAGUUCUAUAUGGAAGAUUGGGCUAAGGAGGGAAACAUGACAGAAGACAGGCUGAAGAAAAUGGAAUUAGAAUUUCUCUGCGCUAUAGACUGGAAUAUAUAUGUUUCUAACGAACACUUCUUUGCAAAAUUGAACAGUGUGGAAAGAACGCUGGCGGAGAGAGAGGGAUUACGUCGCGGCUGGCUGACGUAUAGUGAGCUUAUCCAACUGCUUCCCAGCUUUGAGUGGACGAAGUUCCUGGCAAACAGCUUUUCCGUUCUGGCGCUGAGCUAUGCAGCAAGUGUUAUAACAUUAGCGAGUGCUUUUUUUAUAGCCAGCCAGGUUCCUGGCACUAUGUGGCACCGCCGACCAGUUACGGCUUCAGCUCCGGUACCCACUUUGACUCUUGAGGAGGCAUCAGCUCCGUCAGCGGUCUCAAAUUCAUCGCAACAGCGAGCGGCUAAUACUAACGAUAACGUCUCCGCUCAUUCGGGCAUGGAAAACUGGGAUGCACUGAACGUAAAAGAGGAACUGUUGAGACAUGAACGGCUGUAUUGCACCCAGACAAUACCAAAUGAGACUGAGUACACGCGCCGAUUAAUCAAAUCCUCUGUACCAUAUUUACCGUUAACAAGAAACUAUUCCGAUAGCGAAUUGUUUUCUUUACAGGACAGCCCUCAAAACUACUGGCUCAACAUUAAAUCACAGUAUAGCAGCGAUUCUUUGAAGGAAAAUUUAAAUUAUUUGAUAGCUAAUAGUAACCGAAUCUUGUUGAACAUACGCUGCCAGCAAACAAGGAACGCUUCUGUGUUUUGGCAAUUGCUUACCGAUGCAGUGACCAAUUCAUUAUUGGUGUUCAUUUAAAAUAGUUGACCUAUUGUAUUGCACAUCUUAACACACAAAUAAAGAUUCAAAUGACUCGGCGUGCUGUAAUAAAUUUUAAACGAACGUUUUUAAACAUACCUCUUUAAAGCUAA